GUCCGUCAACCUUUUGCAGUUUGCAAAGUCUACAACAGCCGGUCGCAUCUUGCUGUCGAGGUCUUGUACUAUCGCUUCUGUGGCAGACUAUGCUCCAGUAGAACUAUCCAAAGCCUUGUGCAAGUCUUCCAUGACGUCAGCCUUACUCAAGCGUUGGCAAUUUGUCAGCGACUGGGGAACGAACUCAUUUGAAAGCUUCACGGCCAUCACUGUUGGACAGGGAAUGGAGCUUUCAAGGUGGGGAGGUUGCCCAUUUGGUACAGCGCCUUUCGCCUAGUUUUUAAAAAAACAUGUUGGUCUCUUUCACCCCUUCACUAGCGAAGACCUGCACUGGCUGAACCAGCUCUUCGAACGUCGUAUUCUCUUUACCGAUCGAGGGAAAUCGAGCAUCAUGGUGAAGCUCUUCAUAACGGGGGCUACAGGCUACAUUGGAGGCGACGGCUUGUAUGCCGUUGCGACAGCGCAUCCAGAGUACGAGAUCACCGCUCUCGUACGCAACAGCACAAAGGGGGCGCAGGUUGCCAAAGUGUACCCAAAAGUCAAGCUUGUUUACGGUGACCUGGACAGCUUCGACGUUAUCGCCCAAGAGUCUGCAAAGGCCGACAUUGUCCUGAAUUUCGCGAACUGUGAUCACGAAGGCGCUGCUAAGGCCAUUGUCAAGGGACUUUCCUCACGCUCAGAGCCGGGAUACAUCAUCCACACGAGCGGUACGGGCAUCUUGACCGUACAGGACGUGCUGGCCAAUCGAUACGGUAAGGAAGACCCUAAGAUCUACGACGAUUGGGAUGGAAUUGGCGAGGUCAUCUCUCUCCCUGAUAGUGCGUGGCAUCGUAAUGUAGACAAAAUUAUACUGGCCGCCUCCAAGGCGCAUCCCAAUAUCAAGACUGCCAUUGUAUGUCCACCGACUAUAUAUGGACCAGGAAGAGGACCAGGCAACACAUUCAGCGAUCAAUGGUAUCUGAUGUGUAAAGCAUUCAUACAACGUGGCCACGCCUUCACCAUUGGCGAAGGCAAGAACAUCUGGACCAAAGUUCACGUGCACGACUUAUCAAAUCUCUACUUGACUCUAACCGAGGAAGCUGCAACAAAGGGUGCUAGAGCUACAUGGAAUGACGAGGGGUACUAUUUCGCUGAAGAUGGGGAGUAUGUCUGGGGUGACAUGUGCAAGCGAAUUGCCCAAGAAGCAAAGAAACAGGGUUACAUCGAAAGUGAUGACCUCCAAACAUUUACCAUAGAGCAGGGAGAUGAAGUGACGCCGAAUGGUGGUAAGAAAUGGGGUUACAACUCUCGAUGUAAGGCUAUUCGGGCGAGAAAGCUAUUUGACUGGAAGCCAGUUGGUGAGAGCAUCGAGAGCCUUCUUCCACGGCUCGUGGAAGAAGAAGCUCAGAAACUUGGUGUGGCCAAGACUCAUGCUCAGAGAGCUGCUGGUGCGGUUUGAGAGGCAGAAAAACUCAAAGUCAAUGGUUUCAAAUCCGGCAUCCAGCGUUUCCGAGCUGCGAGCCGACGUACUGGUGCUAGACACGACAGCUUCACCGGCUUGAAGUGCUCUGGUACUUGCUGUGGUGAAAGCGUCCGGAUGAGAGAUGGCAAGUCGAAAAAUUCGAAUCCACAAGUGUUUCUCCUAGGCCCUAUGUGAAUUUUUCGGGUCCUUGCUAGCGACAAAUACCUUUUUUUUUGGCAUUUCGGGUCGCUCCGAUGCGUCUCUGUGUCGCCAUUUACCGUACGCAAGCAUGACAAACCCCUUCUUCUAGCAUCUGCUUUUACCCACAGCGCGCCUUUCCAGGUAGAUGGGUUGAAAAAUGCCAACUGGGAUUGUUUCUGAAACUUUAU
Verruconis gallopava is the source of this 1830-nucleotide messenger RNA. RefSeq lists its product as uncharacterized. NCBI's taxonomy places the organism in Eukaryota, Fungi, Ascomycota, Dothideomycetes, Venturiales, Sympoventuriaceae. The transcript has 4 exons. The coding region runs from base 392 to 1438 and encodes 348 amino acids. The record is from RefSeq and is a predicted model, not a curated record.